Messenger RNA from Pantherophis guttatus, 3700 nucleotides. NCBI's taxonomy places the organism in Eukaryota, Metazoa, Chordata, Lepidosauria, Squamata, Colubridae. The record is from RefSeq and is a predicted model, not a curated record.
CACUUUCCCAGUUUUGGUCUGAGUGUGCUAUCAACGGUCUGCAUGGUUUAAGUAAGAAGAAGCCAUUUGCAAACUGCCUGAACAUGACUUGACAUACCACUUGUGGGUGAUCUGAUUGACUGAGAUGAUGUAAUGGACAGGACUUGACUAGUUUAACCUGUUCCACUAGAUUUGGCUUAAUCUGAUAUGUUUUAUUUGCAAGGCUCGUCCCCUGCCUAGCUCCACAGACUUUGAGCUCGCAUGUUCGAGACGAACAAUAAAGGAAGAAAAAAUAAACUUCAGGACUUCACAGGUAUUCCUGAAAAAUGGAUGAUGACUAUUUUGGAGGAUUUGAGGCUGCAGACAUUUUUUUUAAAGAUGGAAACGGUGAACCCCAGACAACAUCUCCUGCUAUUCCUUGGGCGGCAUUUUCCACAGUGCCUGAAAUUCUUGUACCGCCAACGGUUUCUGCCGAGCUGCUUUCGAAACAAGCUCCAGCUAACGUACCGGCAGAUUCUCAACGAUCACCCAGCACUUUAAGUGAAGCUGAUCUUAAAGAGCAGGUUCCCUUAUCCAUCGAUCCUCCGUUGACUGAAAAUCUAGAAAGAGCAUCUGCCAAUUACGACGAAACUGAUACGAAACCACGACUGAGUGAUUCUGAAAAGCAUUUUCAACAAACCCUUUCAGCCCUGGAAAGUAAACUUAAAACAGCAGAUGAAGAAAAAGCUAGAAUAAAAAAGGAGUUAGAAGAUCUUUUGGAAAAACACAGAACUUUGGAAACCAAUUACCUGAAAGAAAAAGACAAUAAAUUAAUUUCACAUAAGGAUAUACACAACAAGCUCCAGGAGAAGCAUAAACUUGAGUUGGAAGAGUUAAGAAAAGCUGGACACGAGGCUUUGUCGAUUAUUGUGGAAGAAUUCAAGGCCCUGCUGAAGGUGCUUGUGGAGGAACGGGAAAAGGCCUUGGAGAAACAGCAUGUCUCUGCCAUUGAGAAGCAGGCGCAGAAGUGUGAAGAGUUACUCAAUGCUCAGCAUCAAAGGCUGCUUGAUAUGUUGGAAGAAGAGCGGAAAAUCUUAGAAGAAAAAACCAAAGACUCCUUGUGGCAACAAUCACAGGAAUACAAGGAAAUGUUGGAAAAAUGCAUGGAGAACGAAAGGGAACGUAAUAAGGAGGCUUUGGCAACAGCUGCAAAGGUGGAAAAAGAGGAUCUGCAGGCUGCCAUCCUAGCAGCAGUAACAGCUGAAAGGGAAAACAUGAAAAAGCUGCAUGAUCAAGAAAAAGAAUUAUGGCAAGCAGAGAGAAACAAAGAUCGCGAGAAGAUUGCUCAGGCGGUAGAAGAAGCAGCCGAACGACAAAAGCAGAGUUCAGAAGAAAUGGUGAAAGCAGCAAUCCUAGAAGAACAAAGGAAAAGCGAGAGAGCUGUAGAAGAAGCUGUGAAGCAAACGAGGGAAGAACUGAUGGACUACAUCAAGGAGCAGAAAAGGCUGGAUCAAGUGAUCCGUCAGCGUAGCCUUUCCAGUUUGGAAUUGUUCCUCUCUUGCGCUCAGAAGCAGCUGAACUGUUUGCUGAGGGAAGAAGUCACAGCACCGGAGACAGAAGGAAAGGAUUCCAUACCGUUAAGCACUUCUCUCAAAGAUGCUGGAGACUAGACGGAGAAGUGGGAUCCAUCAGCCGGUCUCGUAUUGUUUUGGUUAGAUGUUCAGAAUCAUACUGCUGUCCUUGUAAAGCUAAGGGUUGUUUUCGGUCCCAGCUCCUCAAACAUGACAAAACCUCUGUAGUUAAAUCAAUGAUUUCUUUACUAGGAGCGCCAGCAGCCCCGGCAAAAUGUUUCUCUCACACCGCAGGCUAACAAGUCUGUCCAGCAGGGAGAUGAAUAGUUGUCUGCCACAUCUAUUCAUCUCCGCCCCCUGCCUUUUAUCCCCAGAGUUAGGGUGGGGUUUCUCUAGCAGCGGUGGCUCUUCCGUCCCAAGGACCGGCCCAUAGAUUUCCACUGCUCUCCUCUCCUCUGCCUUCUGUGCAUUCGCGCGUCAGGCACUGGACCCAGCUGUUCCUCCUCUCCUCAUCAGCCACCUCCAGACCUGGGGGCUGUUGCCUCUCCAACUGAGGGCUCUCUCUCUCUCUCUCUCUCUCUCUCUCCCUCCCUCCCUCCCUCUCUCUCUCUCUCUCCCUCCCUCCCUCCCUCCCUCCCUCUCUCUGCCAGCUCCAUUUCCUCUUCCCCCUCAGAGCUCUCAGGUUGCCUUGAUGCUAUCCUGACUCCCACGCCUCCUCCUCAUCUGAUUCGGCUGUUGGAGGGGCUGGCGGCCAAAGGCCACAACAGGUUGUGUGAAAUCUUGGCAAAGCUAAUGAGUGCCAAUGGCUCCCGCAUAGUUUUAACAAGAAAUGCAAUCAUUGGCAAAUCUCAGUAAAGCCACAUAUUCCCAGCAACAGAGUAGGUACACUUGUCCUUUACAAACCUAAGCUUACAAACUUAAGUCUGGAGGCAGCACAGCUUUUGCUCUUUAUGUCAUACUUAACCGGCAUUCAUCAAAUGGAAUAACAGAUUUUUUAAUGUCAGAAAUAAAACAAACUCUCAUCCGAAUUAAAAACACUAAUUGGAGACGUUCAAAGAACAACUGGAAUUGAAACGCCUUAUUAUUUAUUUGCAUCUGUUCCAAAAUGGCCUAUUGCAUUCUCUAUGUUUGUGUCUUUUCAUGGAAAAAAAAAAAAACAUGUCUUUUCAGUUUCAUGGUUUGCCUUAAGAUUCCCUACUAGCUGGGAAGCCAAAUCUGUUCUGUUAUUACUUCUAUUGUUCUUAUAAAUUAGGAUUAUAUCACCUUAAUUCAUGCAAGGAAAUAACAAUACUUGAAAACAGCAACAGAUUGGGAGAUUGUUUAGUAACUGUAAAGCAAAAUUACCCAACCUUGGGAACGUGAAGACGUGUGGACUUCAACUCCCAGAAUUCAUUCACUCCCAGAACCCAUGCUGUCUGGGGAAUUCUGGGAGUUGAAGUCCACACAUCUGAAAGUUUCCAUGAGUGAGAAACCUUGCUCUAAAAUACAUUAUGAUCUGUAAGGACAAUGGUGUCCCUUAAACCAGGGGUCUCCAACCUUGGCAACUUUAAGACUUGUGGACUUCAACUCCCAGAACUCUGGGAGUUGAAGUCCACAAGUCUUAAAGUUGCCAAGGUUGGAGACCCCUUCCUUAGACUAUAAAAUAAGUUCCAUGAAACCUUUUCAGAUUUCUGAUGGCACUGUGAUUUGUUGGGGGUUCGGAGAAGAUGUUGAAUGUUUUAUUCUCUUUUAUGUUUCAAAGGGUUUGGAGAAAUGUAAUAUUUGGGGUGGCUUUUGGACGUAUACAUUCUUAAUUUGGGCUGUUCCACACACCACUAAGAAUUGGCCACUUUUGGGCAAAUUCCAGUGGCAACAUCUCAGAAGGCAUUGGAGCCGUAGGAAGGCAGGUUGGUCUCUAAGUGGCAUGUCCACCCCGGCUUUCAAUGAUGCAGUCAAGUUAUAGAAAUGUAAGAGCCUCUGACAUUUCCAUGGCUUUUUGUAGAUGUAUAAAAGGAACAGAGGAGCUAAUACUAAUGUAAUUGUUCACUUUGGGGUAUAAAUUUUAAUUUUUUUCCCUUGCGUUUCUCAAUAUAUUAUAUAUGUGUGUGUGUUAAUGAUUUACAGGAUGAAAUAAUUGAGCAGCUUAGUGCUUUUAAUGCUUGUUACUGUGAAAAUUAUUCUUUACCAAAUAA